AUGAUGGAUCAGCACGCCAAACCUACGCUGCCUGCCGCCAGCCCCAAUGCGCGUGGCAGCCCAUUUGCGUACCAGUCCAAGUACCUCGACCGUUCCACAUCACGUAGCAGCACCUUUUCGCUCGCCUCGCCACUCGACUCAUCAGCGCGCAAUCCAACAGCGACCAAUCUUCAGCACUCGGGCUCCGUCCGGCGUUUCCCGGCUCCGCACCGUCACACCGCCUCGCUCGACCCUCAGCGCGCUGCUGAGCUUCGUGCGGCGGCGGCUGCUGGCUCUCCUUCCGCGCACAGCCCGACCGCGUCUCCGCUCGGUCCAACGUCGGCCGCUUUUGGCUCCAAUCACAGCAUCGCGAGCUCUGCUUCCAAUGCCUCGGCAAGCGCAACCACAUCACCCGUCCCGGCCACAUUCAGCAAAGCAACGUUCCCAGCAGCUUCCCGUGGCGUCAAUGGGCGUCCUAUCUCGAUGCCUCCAGCUCCGCGCGAGAACCUGUUCAACUCGUCCACUGUCGGCCGGGCUCGUGCCUUCUCACCCACCAAGGACCCCUACGACCGCGCCGUAUCCCCAACCAAGAACCUCAGUCACGACUCGCCACUCUCUUCGCCCAAGAAGGAUGACGCUUCAUGGAUUCAGUCGCCUUCCACGCCCAAGCAGGGCAGCUUCUGGAGCAACGGCACAAAUGGCGUCAACGGCGGCUCCAGUAGCGGGCCUUCUCAGCUGCAUCUUGGAGGCGUCAAAGAUCUCAAGCGGUCUAGCGUCGGUGCGCUCAAGAUGAUCAAGGACUUCACGCAGAAGACCGACAACAUCGGCGCGGUCGGCGAACAGCACGGUCACACGCGUAUGACGGUCGGCCGCUCGCGUGGUCAGCGAACGCUGAGCAUGGAUUCGACCGGUGCUCCCCUCGCCGAUCGUCUCAACGGCCUCAAUCUCGAGCCCACCAUUCAAGAAGGUUGGCAGAAGCCAGGACGACCAGGUCGCAUGGAGAGCGAGGACCAGGAGGGCGAGAUCGUGCUUCCCGGUAUCACGACGGGUGCCGAAGAUGUGGCUGGCCUUCAUGGGCGUAUCCGUCUCGCACGCGCAGAUGGGCCAGGUACGAUGGCGCUCGGCCGCCCCACUGCGACGUCCUCCUCCAGCCUCCCGCUCACCAGCUCGAGUAAGUGGAUGGACACCCAGCGUCACCUUCUUCAGGCGUACGAGUAUCUCUGUCACUGUGGAGAGGCCAAGGAGUGGAUGGAGCUCCACGUCGGGGAGCACCUCGGCCAUGUCGUCGAGAUGGAAAACGAGAUGCGAAACGGCAUCUUCCUCGCCAAGCUCGCCAAAACCUUCGAGCCCGACUGCGUGCCGCGCAUCUUUGUCCAUCCCAAACUCCAGUAUCGCCACACGGACAACAUCAACUACUUUUUCAGCUUCAUCAACAAGGUUGGCCUGCCUCACUUUUUCCAGUUCGAACUUACGGACUUGUACGAGAAGAAAAAUUUCCCCAAGGUCGUCUACUGCAUCCACGCGCUCAGUCACGUCCUCGCCCGCCAAGGCCGAGCGGUCAAGGUUGGAAACCUCAUUGGCAAGCUCGAAUUCACGGAUGACCAGCUGCAAAAGACGCAGAAAGGGUUGGAUGCAUCCGGUGUCGCCAUGCCCUCGUUCGGCGGUGUCGGCAAGGCGCUCGCAAAGGAGUUGAACGUGGAGCCAGAGCCCGAGCCGGAGACCGAGCAGGAGCGCAUCGACCGCGAGCUCAUAGAGAACAUCGAUGCCGUCGUCGCACUCCAGACCGCAUCGCGCGCCUUUGUGGCCAGGCUGCGGUUUGCGGAGCGUCUUCAGGCCGAGAUCCAGCGUCGCCACGAGGAGGAGGCACGCUUGGCUGCGGCCGCCGAGGCGGAACGUGUUCGUCAGCGCCGGGCUGAAGAAGACCGCAUCGUUUCGCGUUGGACUCCUCUCAUGCAGGCCCAGAUCCGUGGCGUCCUCACUCGACGCACCCAUCACCGCAAGCAAGCCGCCCUUCACACGAGCACGCGCACCUUUAUCGGCCUGCAGGCUGCUGUGCGCGCCAAGCUGGCUCGUCAGACGCACGUCGAACACGUCAAGCGCGUACACAACCGUGACAAUGCUCGAGCCAUUGAGAAGUUUCAGGCUUGCGCACGAGGCGCCCUCUAUCGCCGUCGCUUCUUUGAAAACAUCAAGGCGCUCGACAAGCACGAGACCGGUGUCGUUGGUUUGCAGGCACAGAUUCGGGGUCGUUUGGCGCGCGCCGCAUACGAGAACCUCAUCUACGGCCUGGCCGACUCAACGGAGGAUGUCAUCAGGCUGCAGGCCGCCUGUCGAUCUGUCUUGGCCAAGCAGAAGCUGCUCGGCACCAUUCGAGGCUUGCGUAGCUCGAGCGAUGCCAUCACUGCUGUCCAAGCCCAGAUUCGCGGUGUGCUGGCACGCAGGAACCAUGUUCGCAUGCGCUCGGCGCUGCAAAAGGUCGAAGUCAAGGCGGCGGUCGGUGGACUUCAGUCCUUUGCGCGUGCUGCCCUUGCCCGUCGCAAGCAUCAGGAGCAAAAGAAGCAGCUCGACUUUGUCACUCCGGAUGUGGUCGGCAUCCAGGCUGCUAUUCGAGGUAUGCUGGUACGCCUCGAGUACGAUUGGUGGAAAAACCACAUCAUCCAGAGCGAGCCCGUGGCGAUCCAUCUCCAGUCUCUCAUUCGAGGUGCAAUCAGCCGCCGCAAAUUCUUCUCGCGUCUGCGCCACUACCACGAGCACAUGGACAAGGUCGUCAAGAUCCAGAGUCUCUUCCGUGGCAAGCAGCAGGGCGAGCAGUACCGCAGCCUCACCAUGGGCAAGAACGUGCCCGUCGCCACCAUCAAGAACUUUGGCCAUCUGCUCAACGACUCGGAUGCCGAUUUCGAGGACGAAAUCGAAGUCGAGCGUCUGCGCAAGCUCGUGGUGCGUGCGAUUCGUGAGUCGCAGACGCUCGAGAACGACGUCUCGGAGCUCGACACCAAGAUUGCGCUGCUGGUCAAGAACAAGAUCGGCAUUGAGGAGUUGAUCAAGGCCAAGAACGAACGUGGUCUGCUUGGUCAGCGCGACGCGGCGGCGGCGGUGCAGAAGCGCAACUCGGUGCUGGUUGCUGCCAACGAUCCGUUCGCCGAUCACGCAUUGGACCGUGCCUCGAGGAGGAAGUUCGAGCUCUACCAGGAGCUCUUUUACGCUCUGCAGACGCGUCCCGAGUAUCUUGCUCGUCUGUUUGCUCGCGUCGGCAAGAUCGACAUGGCCGACCGCGACAAGCGACAGGUGGAGAAGAUCGUUCUGACGCUCUUCGGAUACGCGCAAAAGGCGAGAGAAGAGUUUUUGCUGCUCAAGCUCUUCCAGCGCUGUGUCGAGGAAGAGCUCGGUUUCGUCUCGACGGUGCAGGAUUUCAUCCGGGGCAACGCGCAGUUUAUCAAGCUGGUUGCGCAGUACAACCGAGGCGCACGGGAGCGCAAAUACCUCAAGGACCUGCUUUCGCCGCUGGUGCAGGAUAUUAUGGCUCAAGACGGUCUGGACCUCGAAACCGACCCUUGCGCCAUCUAUCGCGCCACGAUCAACCAAGAGGAGAUGGAGACCGGCCAACCGUCGCGUAGGCCCCUCGAGGUGGCCUUCAACGAGGCGCUUGCCGAUCCCAUGGCGCGGACCAUCUUCAUUCGCCACCUGCAAUCGCUCCGUGCGACCACCGACACGUUCCUGUCUGCAAUUCUCGCAUCGACGCGCAAGAUGCCCUACGGUGUGCGCUACAUUGCUCGUGAGGUGUUCCGCGCCCUGCAGGCCAAGUUCCCCAACGAGCCAGAGGAUGCGCUGAUCAAGGUGGUCGGCCACCUGGUCUACUACCGGUACCUGAACCCGGCGAUCGUUGCGCCAGAAGGGUUUGAUGUGGUCGAAUCGCUGGUGGGGCCGGUUCAGCGCAAGAACCUGUCCGAAGUGUCCAAGAUGCUUACGCAGAUCGCAGUCGGCCGACUGUUCAACGAUGACAACCCAUACCUGCAGCCGCUGAACGAAUAUGUCUCGCACGCCUCGGAGCGAUUCACCAAGUGGCUGUACGGGAUCAUCGACUGUCCGGAUGCCGAGAUGCAAUUCAGCGCCGACGAGUUUCUGGACCAUACAGUGCAGCAGAAGCCGGUGAUCUACAUUUCGCCCAACGAAAUCUACUCGAUGCAUCUGCUGCUGUCUCAGCAGGUGGACCAUCUGGCUCCGAACCAGGAGGACCCGAUGCGCGUGAUUCUCAAAGAGCUCGGUGCUGCGCCUGUCUCGAACACGCAGGAGCUCAACUCGGCACGAGACAGCGAGAUCACGUUUGAGCUCGUAUCGCGCAUGGCGACGUUGCAGGAUCCCGAGGCCGAGACCAAGGCGCUCUUUGUCGAGACCAAGCGCUUGGUGCUGUCGUUGCUCAAGGUGCAAUCGGGCAAGACACUGGUAGAUGUGUUUGUGGCGCCCGUGACGGAUCGCGAGGAGCUGCAGUGGGAGGAGAUUGUCUCGCUCGAGAUUGCUGCCGAUCGCCAGCGACAGCGGGGUCAGCGACCGCCUGGCGUGCCCAUGUACGGCGGUGCUACGGGCCCCGGUCGGUUGGAGGAUGUGCGUCGUCUGUCUUUCGCUGAACUGAAAGCGCGCACGUUGGAAAAUAUGCUGCAGCUCGAGCAGCUCGGCAAAGUGUCGCGCGCCAACAAAUAUCAGGACAUGCUCAACGCCAUCGCCAUCGACAUCCGCAACAAGCACCGCAAACGCAUCCAGCGCGCCAACGAGAAGGCGGCGAUGCACACGACUCUCAAGACGCUCGGCGAGAAAAAGGCAUACUUGGAAGAGCAGAUCAACUCGUACCAUUCGUACAUCGAUGCGUCGAUGCAGACGAUGCAGGGUGGGCGAAAGGGCAAGAAGCGCUUUGUGCUGCCGUUCAGCCAGCAGUACUUCCACCUGAGGAGCUUGAAGCAGAAUGGCGGCAAGGUGCCCAAGUUCGGCUCGUACAAGUAUGCUGCCAGCAAGCUGGUCGAGAAGGGCGUGUUGGUGAAGACGGACGGCAUCGUCAAGCCGGGUGGCGGCGUGGACGGGUUGUCGGCGAGCGGGUCUGGUAGCGUUAGCGGCAAGGCUGCUUCUGUCUACGGUGGACCGGCAGCAGCUGGAGCGGGCGGACAGACGGCAGAGGUGAGCUUGACCAUCUCGUCGGACCAGGCUGGUGUGUUUACCAUCGAUGUGCUCAACGGCCCGGCGGCUGGGCUGAGCACGGAUCUGAGGAUCGAGGAUCUGCUCGAGAGCCAGUUCAACAACCAGCCGACGCUACUCGUGCUCGACGGCGCGGUCGAGGUCAAUGUCAACUUGCUCGUGCAUUUGAUCAAUAAGAAGUUUUACGCGUAG
Sporisorium graminicola is the source of this 5352-nucleotide messenger RNA. RefSeq lists its product as uncharacterized. The transcript has a single exon. Gene Ontology annotation, molecular function: GTPase activator activity; protein binding. Gene Ontology annotation, cellular component: cytoplasm. Lineage: Eukaryota; Fungi; Basidiomycota; Ustilaginomycetes; Ustilaginales; Ustilaginaceae. The coding region runs from base 1 to 5352 and encodes 1783 amino acids. Gene Ontology annotation, biological process: regulation of actin cytoskeleton organization; regulation of GTPase activity. The record is from RefSeq and is a predicted model, not a curated record.